Messenger RNA from Durio zibethinus, 1529 nucleotides. RefSeq lists its product as uncharacterized. The record is from RefSeq and is a predicted model, not a curated record. Lineage: Eukaryota; Viridiplantae; Streptophyta; Magnoliopsida; Malvales; Malvaceae.
AACAUGCAACUAAUUAACCCAAUCAUGCAAGCAAUAUAUAUGCAAACAAAACUAUUAUCACUCACAAUUAAUAAAAACAGAAAUAAAAAAAUAAAAAAAAAAACCUGGUCAAAAGCUAGAAAGAAGAUGAGUCAAUUAAGAACAUGAGCAGAGCAGGUCAGGAUCUAGGGUCGUAAACAGGUCGUCGAUGGGUCAGAUGUGGUCGUCUUUAGUGCUCCAAAAGCUGCCGUUUGGAUUGGACCAUGCUUGGAAUUAUUGCGGAUGUGUACUGUCGAAUGGAAUGCCAAAUUGUUUUUCUUGCUUUGGAAUUUCUCUUGAAUACUUCUUGAUGCUUGGCGUUGAUGUUGAUUGCUUGAAUGUCUGCUGCCGAAUUGCUCUCUUAUUGCUCGGUGAUUGCUUCUUCUUGCUUCUUCGAUUCUGCUUGAUGCGUCUAUUGCCCUCCUUUUUUAUUCACAGUAUCUUGAUUCCUGGCUUUAAAAGAGAUGACGGGCAGCAGAAAUGAGCUGAACUGAGAUGUACGUAACUGAGUUGGAACGGACAGAAGGACCGGUAGCAAGUUGUGCCAAAAAGUUAUUCUAGAAAUAAUCUAACAAGUUAUAAAUUCACACACAUGGAAGAUAUUUAUUUGUAUUAAGGCUACUACAACACAGCAGCUGCAGCAGGCAGCCAUUGCAGCGGCAAAACCAGCUGUAACAUUCGAGAGUAAAAGUCGCAGCAGCAGCUGUUCAAGUUCUUUGGGAUUCAGAUAAGGCCGAUCUGUCUGAGUUAUUGAAAAACUGUUCAAAUGUUCUCAACAUCUUUAGAUAGUUUGUUGUAUUUUAAAUUAAAAUCACUUUAGUACAGAGGAUAAGCCUAGCCUUAUCUAUGUAACUUAAACUCUGUGUAUAUAUGUGUUCAUUUUAAUAGAACCGAAUGAAUAAGUUUGCUUUUUCAACCAAAUUAUACUGUCUUUACGAUUUGAACUGGGCAAUCUAACAUUAAACAAAUAAUUUACUAUUUCUACAAGGCUGCUCAAAGUGGCUUACUUUCAUAGCAAAUCUGAAAACCACGUCCAUAAAAAGUCAAUAAAAGUAGUGCUUAAUGCAUACAAUUGAAAAGAGAAGAAAUAAAGAGUAGCACAGUGCCUAAAUUAUAAAGAAAACGGAAAAUACAAAGAGCAGAAGUUCAACGAAGGCAAACUUGGAAGCAGCAGCAGCAGGUCCCAAUGCAACAGCGGAAGAAGCUAAGCGACCCCGAGCACGAGGGCGCCCUUUAAUAAACCGGCCACCUCCUCUGCCUCUGGCACCACUACCUCCACCUCCUCUGCCAGCUUUUCCAGACACUGAUGAUGGUACCAUCAAAACAAAAGCAAUGACCAUGACAAUUACAAAUAUGUUUGUGAUCUUCAGAGCUGAGACCCUGUUCAUCUUCGUUCUCAUAAGUGAGACCUCAAAAACAGCGUCUAAUAAACAGAGUGAUUGAUGCUUAGACAGACAGCUGAGAAGAGUUGGAGUGGGAAAAUAACGCUGGCUUGCUUCUUUAACAGGGGA